ACGUGGGACAUGCGAGGCAGGAGUCUUGAGGUGAUGAUGAUGAGUCGAGCGUGUGGAGUGCGAUGAGGACUUGCACCCAAGGGAACCCGAUUGACGUGGCCACAAACCCACCUUAUUAAAACGCUGCCCCGAAAGGGGAAUCACAGAACGGCGGCACCGAAAGGGCAAAAGAAAAUAGAAAUCAGACAAACACCCUCGAUUUACUCUCAUACGGUGGCGCGUACAUCAAAAACUGAUGGGUCAGUCCCACUCAUCCUCAUCCGCCGGAGCAUCUCCGGCGCCUCCGGCGAUCCCGAUGGGUCCGGUAGUUCCGACAUCUCUUCUAGCUCCGGCGAUGUCUUCGGCUCCGGGGAUGUAUCUCCGUGAAUCUAAUUCUAGCCUUCGAUCCACCGCCAGAUCGCCGCUGUACAUUUCUAUGCCGGAAACUGACGACUGUGUCGAGUCUUCGGAGGUUGAUGGGCCAGAUUAUACUUCGGAUCUUCCAGACGAUAUGUUGGGUUGCAUUUUUCAGUUUCUAACUACCGGUGACCGAAAACGGUGCUCUCUGGUGUGCCAGCGGUGGCUUCAGGUGGAGGGCCGGAGCCGUCACCGUUUAUCUCUCAACGCGCAAUCGGAAAUUAUUCCUCUGAUUCCUUGCAUCUUCUUCCGGUUCGACUCUGUCUCGAAACUUGCUCUGAAGUGCGAUCGCAGAUCAAUCAGCAUAAGCGACGACGCUUUGAUUCUUAUCUCGAACUUGUCCAAAAACCUAACUCGCCUCAAGCUUCGCGGUUGCCGUGAACUAACCGAUGUCGGAAUGGCCGCAUUGGCUAAGAACUGCAAGGGUUUAAAGAAGCUCUCGUGUGGUUCCUGCACUUUCGGCACCAAGGGCAUCAACGCAGUACUCGAUCACUGCUCAGCUCUAGAAGAACUCUCUGUCAAGAGGCUUCGCGGUAUGAAUGACCGUGGCGUCGCCGAGCCCAUAGGCCCUGGCGUCGCCGCUUCUUCGCUCAAAUCUCUGUGUCUCAAGGAGCUUUAUAAUGGACAGUGCUUCGAACGGCUUGUAGUCGCCUCGAAGAAGCUCAGAACACUGAAACUGUUUGGCUGCUUUGGCGAUUGGGAUAGAUUUCUUGAAACGGUAACAGAUGGGAACAGUAACCUUGUUGAAAUCCAUCUAGAGAGGCUUCAAGUCACUGAUAUGGGCCUUUCAGCGAUUUCAAAAUGUUUGAAUUUGGAGAUUUUGCACAUUCUCAGGACCCCGGAGUGUACAAAUUUGGGGCUCGUGUCUGUGGCUGGAAAUUGUAAGCUCUUGAGGAAGCUUCAUAUUGAUGGAUGGAGGACGAAUCGAAUUGGUGACGAGGGGUUGAUUGCUGUAGCUAAACAAUGCACUAACCUGCAAGAGCUUGUUUUGAUUGGUGUAAAUCCUACUUCAUCGAGUAUAACUGCAGUCGCGUCCAAUUGCCAAAAAUUGGAAAGAUUAGCUUUGUGUGGGAGUCAAACAAUUGGCGAUAAGGAAAUUUCAAGCAUUGCAGCAAAAUGCACGGCAUUGAGAAAGCUAUGUAUUAAGGGAUGCCCUAUUUCUGAUCAUGGGAUGGAAACUCUCGCUUGGGGUUGCCCUAAUCUGGUUAAGGUCAAGGUAAAGAAGUGUCCAGGAGUGACCUGCGAAGCUGUAGAUUCGUUGAGAGCAAGAAGGGAAGCAUUGAUAGUAAAUUUGGAUGCAGUUGCGGUUGAAACUUUGGAUGCAAGCACUAGUGAUGGUGGAGCCCAAGAAGAUGGACAGGAACCUCCCCCAAUGGUAAGCCAAGUAACUGUUGUUGAUGGUCCUUCGGGCAGUAAUGGUCUAUCAGCAUUGUUCAAGUCAAAAUUUGGCCAUUUUGCAGGCAGGAACUUAGUGGCAUGCGCAUUCGGAAGGUGGUCAAACAGUAGAGGUAGUUCUGCUGACGGCAAAUGAAUGAUCUAUACUAAGAGUUGAGAACUAAAUUCCAGUUUCGACUACAUUCUCUAUUGUGGUUUUAAUAGGAUAUAUAUUAUAUUUUUUUCAUGUUUUAUUACCUGUUUCUGGCUUUCUUUCUUUCUGGUUGACUUCCAAAUGGAAUUGCUGCAGAAAUGUAAACUGAAAAUUUUUAUGGUUUUUUCUUAAUGUCCUGCUCCUACAACAGUUUGUUCCUUUUUCCCAAUUUGGUGGUCUAUUUGGGACUGGUUUAGCAAGCAAUAUGUGAAAUAGAUUUGUAUGGUGUUUGGUUUA
This is a messenger RNA of Vitis riparia (riverbank grape), 2221 nucleotides long. RefSeq names its product F-box protein At1g47056. Bases 236 to 1927 code for a protein of 563 amino acids. Lineage: Eukaryota; Viridiplantae; Streptophyta; Magnoliopsida; Vitales; Vitaceae. The transcript has a single exon. The record is from RefSeq and is a predicted model, not a curated record. Gene Ontology annotation, cellular component: SCF ubiquitin ligase complex. Gene Ontology annotation, biological process: SCF-dependent proteasomal ubiquitin-dependent protein catabolic process. Gene Ontology annotation, molecular function: protein binding.